Molecule: messenger RNA, 627 nt
Organism: Plasmopara halstedii
Lineage: Eukaryota; Oomycota; Peronosporomycetes; Peronosporales; Peronosporaceae
Product: protein mitochondrial precursor
Exons: 1
Coding region: 1-627 (208 amino acids)
Biological process (GO): mitochondrial proton-transporting ATP synthase complex assembly
Cellular component (GO): mitochondrion
Source: RefSeq, a predicted model, not a curated record
AUGGUGCUAGUCGUGGAACGUCUUGGCAAUCGUGUACUGCUUUUUGCCCGUCAUGCGCGCAAUGUCGCCAAUUUUAGUGUUUCUAAUGGUUUCUCAUAUCCAGGAGCUCGUUCACUAGAGCAAAUUGUAAAGCUAGAUCUUCUUGAGAACGAGCAUGCGCCUAAAAUUCGCAGCAUUUGGGAGGAAUUUCACGCCGACAAAGACGACGCUGUUGCGAUGACGCUAGAUGCGAUCGAGUUUCAGGCUCUCGUAACGCGUGCAACGGCAGCUCCGUACUUUGUAUUACCUGUGUACCGCCAAGAGGGAUAUUUUAAUAUGUUAUGCCAAUUUCAGCAAUCGUGUUUUCUAGUUACAUACCUCGAAGCGUUCAAAGAGAAUCCAGCAGCCGCACCACCAUGCAUUGCCGUCUCGCUGUAUAUUGAUCUACUUGAGACGAAAAAGCUUGUUUUACUUCGUGCUGAUGUCAUCAACAUGCUUGAUAAAAACGAGUCGCAGCAACUCCUUAUGCAGCUACUGACGAGCUACCAAAACGACAAGCUUUACGAACAUGUAGACAAAUUCAAUAACAAGCCCGAUCAAUUUGACUUUGAAGCCUAUCGAUUGAUGAUGAAAAAGAUAGUGAUAUGA